This is a messenger RNA of Staurois parvus, 2291 nucleotides long. The record is from the annotation of a GenBank genome assembly. Lineage: Eukaryota; Metazoa; Chordata; Amphibia; Anura; Ranidae.
UCUUCUAUUAGUCCCCCUUGGAUGACGCGAAUUGUUCGCGACUCUCAAUACAGAGACGUCUGCAGCGGUAAUAUGGCGGAAAUAUCUGAAGGUAGCAGAGAUGACCUUAUGGAGCACACAGCUGUACAGAUGGCUGGAAUGCCACUUCCUACUUUGCCGGGUCCUCCUCCUCCUCCUCCCAACCUAGGAAUGCCCUUCCCAUUAGGCAUGAAUUCAGAAAUAAAUAAACCGAUACAGAAUGACUCACUCCCAAAGGCAACACUCAUUGAUCAGGAUUCUCCUGCCGCAAGAUCCCUUCUUCUUCCUAGAGGCAACCUUCCUAUUGGAGCUGUCAUUCCACCACUGAUACCUUCGAUGGCUCGACAGCGAGUCCUCAGUCAGACACCUGGAGAUGAAUCUAGAGAGACAGAAGAUUCUUCAGUAGGCCCAAAGAUUCCUCAAGUCCUUGAAAAAAUUCUACAGCUUAAAGAGAUCAGGCAAGAGGAGAUGAGUGUGACAGUUACCACAGAAGAGGAAGAUUAUGAUGAUGCCAGACAUAUUUACACUGCAUCAGAAACUGAAGAAGAGAGCACUGGACAAAAGAAGGAGAAAAAAAGUCGUAGACGAAGAAAUCGUAAGAAACGAAUACGUAGACGGACAACUGCAGUGACUACUGUUAUCGUAGAUGAGCUGAAUGAGGCAGCAGAAGCUGACACAGCAGGAGGAAAAGUUGAAAUAGAGUACAUUACAGAAGAGCCAGAUAUUUAUGAUCCUAAUUUCAUUUUCUUCAAGAGGAUCUUCCAGGCAUUUAAGCUGACAGAUGAUGUUAAGCGGGAAAAAGAAAAAGAGCCAGAAAAAGUGGAGAAGGUGGAGCCAGCUGCACCUAGAAAAAGGUUUGAAGAGGAACUAAUGGACAGUGACAGCGACAGUGAUGAUGAGGACAAAAAGCUAGAUGCCCCUAAGCUGUCUAAGAAGAAAUUAAGGAGAAUGAAUAGGUUCACUGUGGCAGAACUGAAGCAGCUGGUAUCUCGUCCAGAUGUGGUGGAGAUGCAUGAUGUUACUGCACAGGAUCCCAAACUCCUUGUGCAUCUGAAGGGUACAAGAAAUUCUGUUCCUGUUCCUCGUCACUGGUGUUUCAAACGCAAAUAUCUCCAGGGCAAGAGAGGAAUUGAGAAACCACCAUUUCAACUUCCUGACUUUAUCAAGAGAACGGGUAUCCAAGAAAUGAGGGAGGCACUGCAAGAAAAGGAAGAGCAAAAGACUAUGAAGUCUAAAAUGAGAGAGAAGGUCAGGCCUAAGAUGGGAAAAAUUGACAUAGAUUAUCAGAAACUGCAUGAUGCAUUCUUCAAAUGGCAGAGCAAACCAAAACUCACUAUACAUGGAGACCUUUAUUAUGAGGGAAAAGAAUUUGAGACUCGUCUGAAAGAAAAAAAGCCAGGAGACCUUUCUGAUGAAUUGAGGAUCACUCUGGGAAUGCCAGUGGGACCAAAUGCUCAUAAGGUUCCUCCUCCAUGGCUUAUUGCAAUGCAGAGAUAUGGACCACCCCCAUCAUAUCCCAAUCUUAAAAUUCCAGGUUUGAAUUCUCCUAUUCCUGAGGGCUGUUCAUUUGGAUAUCAUGCUGGUGGUUGGGGCAAGCCACCUGUUGAUGAAAUGGGAAAACCACUUUAUGGCGAUGUGUUCGGAACCAAUGCCUCAGAUUUCCAGAGUAAAAAUGAAGAGGAGGAUGUAGACAGAACCCCAUGGGGAGAGCUGGAACUGUCCGAUGAUGAAUCCUCUUCUGAGGAAGAAGACGAAGAGAGUGAUGAAGAUAAAGCAGAUGAGACUGGAUUCAUUACACCUGCAGAUAGUGGUCUUAUUACUCCUGGAGGAUUUUCUUCUGUUCCUGCUGGUAUGUAUGGAGACACCGGAACUUAUUGAGCUGAGAAAAAAAAAAGAAUGAGGAGGCCAUUGAUGGUGCAGAGACUCCAUUGCUUUUCACAGUGCUUCCAGAGAAGAGAACCGCAACUGUUGGUGGUGCAAUAAUGGGAUCCACUCAUAUCUAUGAUAUUUCUUCGGCAAUGUCCAGAAGGGGUGCACCUACAGAGCCUCAAGGUGUAGAAGUGGCAUUGGCUCCUGAAGAGCUUGAAUUGGAUCCAUCUGCUAUGACACAGAAGUAUGAGGAAAGAGUACGGGAAGCACAGGAACAAGUACAAAAAGAGGACUUCAGUGACAUGGUGGCGGAACAUGCAGCAAAGCAGAAACAAAAGAAAAGAAAGGGACAGCCACAAGAUUCUCGUGCAGGAGGGAAAAAAUACAAGGAGUUCAAGUUCUGA